AUGAACUCGAAUUCUGGCUCUCUUUUCGGAGGGAGCGGCUUGGGGGCUACCACAACCCCACAGCCAGCCAGCCUGUUCUCCUCAAACAAUGCCACCGGUGGGCUUGGUGCUUCCUCGACUACAAAUGCGCAAGGCGCACAAACCUCCUCCCUGUUCGCGGGCCAAUCCCAAGCUCAGCCACAGCCUACACAGUCUUCCAUCCUAGGGCAGACUCAGCAACAAGCCAGCGAUGGACAAGCGCAAGGACGACCUUCAAGCCAAUCGACACAGCCGGCUUUCUUCAACAGUUUGUUGGAACGUGGCAAAAAGCGGCCGCUUUCUGCGGCGGCACAGAACACCAACUUUGAAGACGUGCCGAGUCUUCAAUUGGGUCUAGAUGAUAUUCGCAGAAAAGCACGAGAACUGGGGACAGCGACACACAAAGAGGCCCAACCCAAUACUACCAAAGCUCAUUAUCUGCUGGCAGCAUCCGGUAUCUCUCCAGGCCAGGCAUUGCGAGACCUCAAGUCUCUGGAUCCUCAAGCAUCCCUCGCGCCAUCUGCGAAAGACGUCGAUAGUUUUGACCCGGACAACCAGAGGUUCUUGCGGAACAUCCAGCAGCGUGGCCGACAGGUGAUGAUCGCGGAAAGCCUUGCUCGCGCCCAUCGAGAUUUUGAUGCGUUUCUGGAGGAGAGGGUGGACAUGGACUGGGAAGAUCAACGCCAGAAAAUUUUCCAGCAUUUUGGACUUUCCCAAAAGGAUGGUUCAGGCGCCGGUGACCUCAGAUCGACUACAAGGGGCGCUUUUGGCCGAUCAGGACGACAGUCUAAGCAAACAGCGGGCGGUUCAGCACACGGCCCUUCCACCGCCUCGCGCAGGAGCGUUUUUGGCCGUUCCGGUCUUGAGAAAUCUGUCAUAGGAACACCUGGAAUUGGCUUGGCGAACCGCCAGCUCUUCGAGGAUCCGGCGGAACGAAAUGAAGGGCCUUCUGCCCCCUCGCCCGAUCUCAGGUUCCUGCGCGAGAAAAUGGGCCACUAUGCCGAGAAGGUUCAGCAAUUGAACACCAUUCGGCUCCAAGGACAGACCUAUCCCAUCCUUCACGAGUUUUCGGAUGUUGAACAGCACACGGGUGGAGAUGCUCCUCGACAACUCUUCGACGCCUAUCAAGCUUUGAUUCGGAUAGUUCAUGAAAACCCCGGCAUUGCUGGCCCAUUGGAGCCCGGCGCUAUCAAAGAGCGUCAAUACGCCGAAGACUAUAUGGAGGAAUCAUCCAAGUCCCGAAAGGCAGUUCACCUCCGGAAGCAAAUCCUUGAUGGAUCAAGGGGAUUCCUUGAGAAUAUGUUUUUCAGCGAGGUGGAGAAUGUCGUCGCAAAAAAUCCUCGGGAAGCCCAGCUUGGAGGAAUUCCAACCGUGAUCAGCAAGAUCCGCGCAUACAUCCGCCUUAGGGCUGCGAGGAAAGAUCUGGCGCCGGACGGGGCCGAACUGCAGAUGGUUGGCCAAGACUAUUGCUGGAUCCUCAUUUUUUACCUUCUUCGAUGCGGGUUUGUGACCGAGGCGGCCGAAUAUGUCAGCCAGGAUCCUGGAUUCCGGUCUUUGGAUCACAAGUUUGUGACGUACAUGACUACCUAUGCGCAAAGCCGGCGACUGCCACGAGACCUGCAGCAAAAGAUCAAUGGCGAGUAUCAGCAACGGUCCAGAAACGCUCCCGACAACACUGUCGACCCCUAUCGAAUGGCUUGUUACAAGAUCAUCGGCCGCUGUGACCUUGCUCGGCGUCGGUUAGAUGGCGUGAACCAGAGCGUGGAGGAUUGGAUGUGGUUGCAAUUCAGUCUCGCUCGAGAGGAUGAUCGCACUGAGGAAGUUGCGGGAGACGUUUUCGGUUUGGAAGACAUCCAAACCGACAUUACCGAAAUUGGGCAAAGAGUCUUCACCAAGGGCCAGGAAGGGCCAGGUGGAUAUGGGACUUUCUUCCUCUUGCAAAUCCUGGGAGGAAUGUUUGAACAAGCCGUGGCCUAUCUCGGCACCUACUCCCCUGUCACUGCCGUCCAUUUUGCCAUCGGUUUGGCGUACUAUGGUCUCUUGCGCGUUUCUGACUUUUACACCUCCGGAGAAGAGAUCUUGUCCUUCACCGUGAAGCAAUACCCUCAGAUUAAUUUCGGGUAUUUGAUCACUCAAUACACGCGCGAAUUCCGCACAGGUUUUGUCGAGGCAGCCGUCGAUUACUUUACCUUGAUCUGCCUCAACGCAGAUCUUCCGGAUUCCCUAGGCAAGUCUCAGGCGUCGGUAUGCCAUGAGGCUUUGCGUGAGUUCAUCCUCGAGACCAGGGACUUUGCCAAACUCCUCGGCGAUAUCCGUGCCGACGGAACGAGGAUCAAAGGUGUGAUCGAGCAGCGUCUUGAUUUAAUCAGGCUCGAGGACCAGGAAGAAUUUUUGAAGACCAUUACGAUGCAAGCCGCUGCCGUGGCGGAUGACAAGGGCUUGAUCACCGAUGCCGUGCUCUUGUAUCACCUGGCCGAAAACUAUGACCGGGUGAUUGAUAUCAUUAACCGGGCUCUGUCGGAUGCAAUCGCCGUGGAACUGGGCGACGCCAUGCCGAAGCUGCAGCCUCUCCAUCCCCGAGUCGAACAGGGCCACAAUGCGUACCGCUCGGGUGACCCAGGAACAAUUGAACCGGGAAGCAGUCUCAGCUUGACCACCGUGGAUGAUCCGAUCGUUCUCGCCAAGAAUAUCAUUGGCCUCUACGACCCGAACACGAUGUAUUACAAACAAAUCCGCCAGAUCAACCGGGAUUCUUGUGGGCUGCUUCUCCGUAUGAUGGAAGCGAAGACCCUGGUGGAGGCCUGCCAAUGGACGUCAGCGCUAGACGCGAUCAACGCAUUGGGCGUGCUGCCAUUACAAACUAAUGGUUCUGUUCCGCACAUUCGAAGUGCCGCGCAGGCGUUCUCCUCUUUCCCGCCGAUUAUUUCGCGCAACAUCGGGCAUGUCAUCAUGUGGAGCAUCACUUGUAUUGGCCAUGAGCGUCACAGGCAAACUUCAGGGGCGUAUGAGAGUGAAAUGCGGCAGGGCCUGGCGGAGGGACUGCUCGUCAUGGCCAAGGAUCUCAUGGUCUUCUCGGGCAUGGUCAAGUACAAACUGCCACCACGAGUUUAUGAGACUCUGGCGCGGGCUGGGGCCGACAUCGGGGCGUAUUAG
Molecule: messenger RNA, 3171 nt
Organism: Penicillium alfredii
Lineage: Eukaryota; Fungi; Ascomycota; Eurotiomycetes; Eurotiales; Aspergillaceae
Gene: nic96
Product: linker nucleoporin NIC96
Exons: 5
Coding region: 1-3171 (1056 amino acids)
Biological process (GO): poly(A)+ mRNA export from nucleus; protein import into nucleus
Cellular component (GO): nuclear pore
Molecular function (GO): structural constituent of nuclear pore
Source: RefSeq, a predicted model, not a curated record